Molecule: messenger RNA, 1251 nt
Organism: Emys orbicularis (European pond turtle)
Lineage: Eukaryota; Metazoa; Chordata; Testudines; Emydidae
Product: indoleamine 2,3-dioxygenase 1-like
Exons: 10
Coding region: 1-1251 (416 amino acids)
Biological process (GO): 'de novo' NAD+ biosynthetic process from L-tryptophan
Cellular component (GO): cytoplasm
Molecular function (GO): indoleamine 2,3-dioxygenase activity; heme binding; metal ion binding
Source: RefSeq, a predicted model, not a curated record
AUGGAACAUGAAGACAAAAGUGAGAGUCUGCAGAAACUGGAGGAGUUUCACGUUUCAGAAGAAUACGGCUUUGUUCUCCGAGACCCACUGACAGAACUGCCAGAUUAUUACGCUCCCUGGAUGAAUGUCGCAGCCAACCUGCCCCACCUGAUAGAGGGACGUCAGCUCCGCCGGGAAGUAGCAAAGAUGCCACUGCUCAGCACACAGUACCUGCGAGGACACAGGCAGCUGCGCCUGGCUCGCCUGGCUCUCGGCUUCAUCACAAUGGGAUACGUAUGGCAAGGAGGCGGCAGACAGACAGUGAAGAUCCUUCCCAGAGCGCUCGCGGUGCCUUACUGCACGAUCUCGGAGCUUCUCGACCUGCCGCCCAUCCUCGUCUAUGCAGACUGCGUUUUGGCAAACUGGAAGAAGAGAGACCCCUGUGGACCCCUGAACGCAGAGAAUCUCGACAUCCUGUUUUCAUUCCCUGGAGGGGACAGCAACAAAGGUUUCUUCCUAGUCUCUCUUCUUGUUGAAGCAGCAGCUGCAGCUGGAAUCAAGGCAAUCCCCAUUAUUGUCAAUGCCAUAUUGCACCAUGGCCUUUGCUCCUUGGAAACAGCACUGCAGGAUGUGGCCUUGUCUAUAUGCAAGAUGCGUGAAGCUUUCAAACUGAUUCACGAGUGUGUAAAUCCAGGAGUGUUUUUCAGAUCCCUUCGCAUCUACCUCUCAGGCUGGAAGGACAAUUUCCUGAUGCCGGAGGGGCUGGUGUACGAGGGGGUGUGGGACAGCCCCAAGCAGUUUUUCGGCGGCAGUGCGGCACAGAGCUCGACAUUACAGUGCUUUGACGUACUGCUAGGAAUCCAGCACAGCGCAGCCCAGGGGUUCUCAGCAGAGUACCUCGGUUGCAUGAGAGAUUACAUGCCAGCAGCUCACAGGGCCUUCAUUCAGACCCUAGCUUCUGGCCCCUCCCUCCGGCAGUUUGUCCUGGCAACAGGAGACGCAGGCCUGCAUGCAGCUUUCAACAAGUGCGUGUUGGCGCUGGCGGACCUACGGAGCUAUCACAUACAGAUCGCCACCAAGUACAUCACCAUCCCGGCCGGGAGGUGCCGAGCGGAGCAGCAGCAGCUCGGGGGCUGUGUCCACGAGGGCACGUCGGUGCUCUCAGAAAGGGGAACCGGCGGGACAGGGUUUAUGCGCUUUCUCAAAGCCAUCAGAGACACCACCCGAAAGGCACAGCUCAUGGAGCAGGAGGCAACGGUGCCAACACACUGA